This is a messenger RNA of Oncorhynchus keta (chum salmon), 2709 nucleotides long. It is a transcript of the gene odad1, whose product is annotated as outer dynein arm docking complex subunit 1. Gene Ontology annotation, cellular component: axoneme. The coding region runs from base 175 to 1866 and encodes 563 amino acids. Gene Ontology annotation, biological process: outer dynein arm assembly; cilium movement. The record is from RefSeq and is a predicted model, not a curated record. Lineage: Eukaryota; Metazoa; Chordata; Actinopteri; Salmoniformes; Salmonidae. The transcript is spliced from 15 exons.
CCUGUCCCUUCACCGCCCUCUGUGGCCGUUCUCAUGUCAUCAUGUCCUCCUAGAAACGGUUGCUAACAACUGGAGAAAGAGGAGUGCAGACAAGCGUGUCGGCAUUAAAAGUGGUAUCCGUGGAUAAUUGCGCGAACUACAAUUUUUCAGUUCCUACAGAGUACAAUUUAAACCAUGCCUCGAGGAAGAUCAGCCACCAGUGUCCACUCUGACAGCAGUGACAUGGAUAUUGAUGGAAUAGCGGAAACAGAGAUGGGAAAACUGCAAAGACAGUUCCGGAUCAUGGGGGGAGACCGGUUGGCCUACAGCAUCCAGUCUCAAGAUCACAUACGCAGACAGCGGCAGGAGAUAGAGACGCUUGAGAAGGAACAGGAGGAGCUACAGCGUAGUCUCUGUGUGUCUGAGAGCCUAUCCCGGCGGCAGCGGGACAGUGAGGAUGCCCAGACCCUGCGCUCCAUGCUGGAACAGAGGGACGAGGUGGGGGACGAGGUGGAGAGGGAGAGGCAGAGUCAGGCAGAGCUGGAGCAGGAGAUCUCUAGCAUGGAGAGAAAGCUGACAGAGCUGAGGAGAGGCGAGGUCACUGCUACUCUCAGCCAAAAGUCCCAGUCCCGACAAACUCAGAAGGCCUCACGCACCCUGGAGAACAAACUAGAUAGAGCCCUCAUUCGCUUCAACGAGCAGCUGACUAAAAACAGCCACCUGAGAGAGGACCUGGAGACUCUGCGUGUGGAGCGGGUCCGGUUCCAGCAGCUCCACCGCAGACUGGACAAGGAGCUGCAGGAGAUCCGGAAAGACAUCGGAGAUAUGGUCAGCCUCUCCACUGCUGCAUAUGAUGUCAGGGUGGAGGCCCAGUCUAAGAUGAUCAUGAUGAGGGAGAAGGCAGUAAAGGACCUGUCUCAGUACAGCGCUGAAAUGAAGGAGCUGGAGAGGGUGAUCGCACACGAACGCCGCCUCAAAGAGUUCAUGACCACCAAGUGCAGUGAGAGGAGUGGCCAGGAUGAGGGGCAAGAACUGGGCCGCAGGCAUGCAGCAGAGUUGAAGGAACAGAGGAGGUUGGACUCUGGAGAGGAGUCAGUGGACACACUGGAGGAAGUCUUCCAUAGGAUCCAGAAUAUCACAGGAGAGGAAGACCUGGACAUGCUGGUCACCAGGUUCAUCCAAGUCGAGGAUCAGAACUUUGCCCUCUUCAACUAUGUUAAUGAGCAAAACAACGAGGCUGAAGCUUUGAGGGACCAAAUUAACCAGACCCAGAGGGAGAUGGAGCAGUUUAAUGUGAGGGGGCAGCAGCAGAAGCAGCAGCACCAUGCUUUGUUGAGAGACAUUGAUCAGCAACAGAGAGACACAGAGUCUCAGGCACACGAGAAUGAAGUCCUGGCCAGUGCUGUGAGCAAGAUCCUGGACCAGAUAAAGACAGGAGUGAACAGUGUGUUCCAUAAGAUGGACUGUGAUCGCUCAGUGGUGGAGGACUUGCUGGGCUCGUCCUCUGGCAUCCGGGAGAACAACAUCAUGACCUACCUGGGUCUGGUGGAACAGAGGACCAACCAGCUGCUCACCAUGCAGGCCUUCCUCAACUCCAGGGAUCUCGAUAAGGAGUAUGACCCAAAAGACCUUGCCCGAUUUCUACUCGGUCAGAACCCUGAGAUUCCCAGACAAAAUAUCAUCAUACAGCCUCCUGUCACAGGGGAUGACUAUGACACAGAGGAGUCUCCUCUCACUGAUGAGGAAGAGCGGCCUCUCUCCCAGGGAGAACUACGCCAGAGAAUCAUGAAAGGGGUCCUGCUAAAGGAGGGAUCAGUUCGUCACGCAGGACCAAGGAGAAAGAUGAGUGGUCCGUCCAACAGCCACCGGCGCUCCCUAGAGGCCUGAGAGGAGCGGCACACAAGGAGAUAGAUAUAUCCCGACGGUUUUGUCUAGAAGAGAUAAACGCUUGGUCAAAAUGUACGCAGCAGUUUAGGAUAAUUAAUGUAGCAGGUUAGGAGAAUUGGGUUAAGGUUAGGAUAAUUAAUGUAGCAGGUUAGGAGAAUUAACGUAACAGGUUAGAAGAAUUAGGUAAAGGUUAGGAUAAGGGUUAGUAUUAGGAUUAGCAAAAAAUAAAUAUACUUUUGAUGUAAAUUUGACAAAAGCUAUAUCCCAUCUAGAUUUGACCUUUCUAGCCACCCCCACCCGAUGAAGAACCUCAUCCUAGGAAGAAUAGCAGAUUUUGUUAUCUAGUGUUAUCACCUGAAUUUCAACCAUGAUCAAAUGACCAAAUGUCACAAUUUUAGUUAUGAUUUAAUAUAUGGUAGAUAGUAUUACAUGUGCUUCUAUAUCUAAUUUUUAAUAAUAUGAUGCUGCAUCAUCAUGGUUUGUUACAAUAUAAGUGUGAUUUGUUUAGCUUGAACUAAUUAGGUUAGGAGAUAUAAAGACUUCUCAGUCUGGCAGCCAGCUGGUCUUUUGAUGUGUCAUAUGCCAUCUGGCUUUGAUUAUUCAAGUCUGGUCUCAAUACAUCCCCUGCUGCCCUGCUCUCAGAUGCUGAAGUGCUCCAACUGAACACAAGGGGGCACUGCUUUCCAAUCAUUGUAGGUUCAUUGAAACUUGUUUUACCAUUUUCAUAUCUACAAGUUUGGUCAUCAAUAUUUGUAGGAUAUGUUUUCUCCCUUUUUCAAAUAGAUUAGGAACUAUAUACAACACUUGGUGUUUAAAUAUAAAGAUUAAAACAAUGUACUCUCC